GACAUGUCUGAGGCUGGUCCUGCUGAUACUUCGGCUAAUCGUUCCAACAGAUAUGUUGAAAAGGAAGAUGAAGAUGACUCAAAUACAUUCAAAGUUCUGAUAUCAACUGAUAACCAUCUAGGCUACAAUGAAGAGUGUCCCAUCCGCUGCAAUGACUCGUUCAACACUUUCGAAGAGGUUCUCCAGUUGGCGCAAAAAGAGCAGGUUGACUUUGUGUUGCUGGGUGGGGAUCUGUUCCACAAGAAUAAACCCUCUCGCAGAUCUCUUUUCAAGUGCAUAAAUCUUCUCAGGAAGUACUCACUGGGAAACAAACCCUGCUCCUUCGAGCUACUCAGUGACCCCAAUCAGACUUUUCCGCACUCCUCUUUUCCAUGGCUUAAUACAGAAGAUUCGAAUUUGAAUGUGGGCAUUCCAAUUUUUUCCAUAAAUGGCAAUCACGACGACCCCACUGGAUCCGACAACCUAUGUGCACUGGACAUCCUUAGUGCCUCGGGACUAGUGAACUUCUUCGGCAAGGUUUCCCAACUGGACGAAAUUAAUAUCAGCCCUCUCGUAUUUAGAAAAGGAAACAGCAAACUCUGUCUGUUUGGCUUGAGCUCCAUCCGCGACGAGCGACUGCACCGUAUGUUCAGAGGCGGCAAAGUGAACAUCCUCUUUCCCGAACAUCAGGAGUCAGAGCAGGAGAACUGGUUCCAUUUGAUGGUGCUGCACCAGAACCACGCCAGACACGGACCCACAAACCACAUACCGGAGUCAUUUCUCCACCCAGGACUUGACUUGGUAGUGUGGGGGCAUGAGCAUGAGGCCAUGGAAAAACCCAUCUACAAUCCCUCUCAGGACUUCUACGUUCUACAGCCCGGAAGCAGUGUGGCAACAUCCCUGUCGCCGGGCGAGGCAGUCCUUAAGAACUCCUGGAUCCUGCACGUUCGCGGAGACCAGUUCAAAGCUGACAAAGUGCCUCUGCAGACCGUGCGGCCAUUUGUGUUUCGAGAUUUGAACCUGUUCGAGGAGUCUCAGAUAGACAAGCGGAAGCCCAAGAGCAAAGAGAAGGUGAACAAGUUCUGCUGUGACAUAGUGCAGCAGAUGCUGGAUCAGGCCAAGUUACAGCACACUGGACAUCCCAUGCAACCAGUGGACAAGCCUCUAUUGCGCCUUCGAGUGCACUUUACUGCAGACGGCCAGUCUGCCUUGAAUGACGUCACUAACAAUGGUUCCGGCGGAGAUGCUCCCCUGAACUUAGCUAUGUUUGGUAGACAGUUUCUGGAUCGGGUGGCCAAUGCAAAAGAUCUAGUGACACUUCAUCGCAAGACUGAACAGGAGGCAAGAGCCAGGAAUGCGUUAAUGAAGAGUCUGGGUUCCGACAUGCGAGAUGCCAUGAGCAGUUCAGUAAUUGAGAACAACUCUGUGAAUCUACACACGACAGUCGUGGAUCUUGUGAAGGAGUUCUUCCACUCGGCAGAUGAGAGUGAGCACAAGUACAAACUGUCCGUACUGACCGAGACUGGACUAUCUCUGGCUACGCAGGAGUACGUAGAGAAAGAGGAAGCGACGGCACUGCACUCUAUCGUGAAGCACCAGAUCAAGAAAACUGUGCAAUAUACUGUUGAUAAUUUGAAAGUAACUCCAGAUGACGACUCUCAGUUUGAAGACGAAAUAGUGAAAUACAGAAAAGACAGGCUCGUCAAAGCCAAAGAACUGCUGCAAAAAACAAUGAGUCAAACUAGUUCGACCAACAUGACUACUGGUUUAGAAGACACAAAAAUAACAGAAUCUCAGCAAGAGGCUAUAGCCGAAUUAGCAGAGGCGUUGAAGCACCACAAAGACGAUAAGUCAGUGAAGGAAGAAAUCGACCUCACAACUCUGAUAGACGACGAAGAUCAAGAGGAAUACAAGAAGAUCCUGGAAUCCACCCGGAUCCAGAGUCGAGGAGCUGCAUCAGCUAGAGGAUCAAGAGGGAGGGGAAGAGCAAGAGGGGCGAAAACCUCGACAUCGGGGUCAUCUAGCCGAGGUAUCUCUGGUAGAAAAGUGGGAAACAACAAUACUCUGGAUCUGACAAAAAUUACAAGCAAUAAGACCCAGUCUAAAUUGCAAUUGACAAACGAUGAUCCAGAAGAGGAUGCGGAUGUCUCAUCUUUCUUGGGAGGCAGAGCUUCAAAGAGGUCGGCAAAAAGAACAGCUGCUAAUAUUCAUGCAAACGGAUCAGAUAUUGAUGAUCAAGACGAUGACGAAGAUGGCAAUGAUUUCACAACGGGAAAAAACGACAGAAGAGCAAAAGAUGAAAGUCAAAAUGUGUUCAGCAGAAGAAUGACUGCUGUUAUGCGAAACACUUUAAGUGCCAAUAUGACUGCAUCUCCGUCUAAUAUAUUCUCUGGGUCAGAGCGGAGUUCAACAUCGGGAAAUCAAGCAAAACUUGCUCGACGUUUUUGAGUUUAGGCAUAUAGAUGUUAUUAACUUGGGAUUUGUUUUCG
This is a messenger RNA of Symsagittifera roscoffensis, 2468 nucleotides long. Its product is annotated as double-strand break repair protein MRE11-like. Gene Ontology annotation, molecular function: manganese ion binding; 3'-5'-DNA exonuclease activity; single-stranded DNA endonuclease activity. Gene Ontology annotation, cellular component: nucleus; Mre11 complex; site of double-strand break. Gene Ontology annotation, biological process: mitochondrial double-strand break repair via homologous recombination; meiotic DNA double-strand break formation; mitotic G2 DNA damage checkpoint signaling. The transcript has 10 exons. Lineage: Eukaryota; Metazoa; Xenacoelomorpha; Acoela; Convolutidae. The record is from RefSeq and is a predicted model, not a curated record. The coding region runs from base 4 to 2427 and encodes 807 amino acids.